This is a messenger RNA of Oncorhynchus kisutch (coho salmon), 9135 nucleotides long. Its product is annotated as reduced folate transporter-like. The record is from RefSeq and is a predicted model, not a curated record. The coding region runs from base 1516 to 3129 and encodes 537 amino acids. Gene Ontology annotation, cellular component: apical plasma membrane; basolateral plasma membrane; plasma membrane. Gene Ontology annotation, biological process: folate transmembrane transport. Gene Ontology annotation, molecular function: folic acid binding; folate:monoatomic anion antiporter activity. Lineage: Eukaryota; Metazoa; Chordata; Actinopteri; Salmoniformes; Salmonidae. The transcript has 5 exons.
UAGAAUGCUCUAUGUUUUGUGUAGGGUGUUUGUUUUUAUUCGUUAAAUGUUCAUGUGAUAUUAUGUCCUAAUAUAUUGGAAUACAUUAUGUAGCCUAUUGGCCAUUGAUAUUUAAACCAGUGAAAAGUAUUGAUCAUUGAGUGAUAUACUAAUGUUAAUUGAUAAAUACCUUUUAAGGUGCAUUUUGGAUUAUCUCCGGUCAAUCAACAGAAACUACAGCCCCCAUAGUUCCUUGCAAAAUCUCACAGACUCAGUUGCUCUGAAAUGCAUUCAACUGAGCAACAGCGCGCACACGAGUUCAGUCGGGGAAGAAUUUAGAGGUAGGUUUUACCUACUUUCCUUGUCAAUGUACAAAGUUGUAUGUACAUUGUUUAAAACCCAAUUAUUGGUGUCAACUUCAGCUAGCUAACAAGUUCACCAAUGUUCCCUGCAAUAAGAUAAUAUUAACUCGCAUGAUGGAGCUAACAUUAGCUAGAUAGUGUCAGCUACUGUAGGCAGUUAGCUAAAUUCUCUGACUCUCUGACAUUGUUCACUUGUUCACUAGCAAGGGGUUUAUUAAAAUAAGCUCCUACCUCUUCCAGACAAGCUUAGCUACCUUUAGCUAACUAACGUUAGGUAUUCCAGACUGGAAUCUGGUUAGCUAACGUAACUAGUUAGCUAACAUUGAAUAUGGCUCGUGCCAGCCAUGCGUGCAGAAGUUGCACCCACCCCUGUUUUAGCGAAUACUUUUUAAAGUAACUAUGUCUGAUCUCACGCAUGCAGCAUUGCAAUUACAAAGCUUUCUAACCAUGGUAAACGUUACACAAGUCGUUCGUUGUGAAUCUAUUUUUUUGGUGUGUCAACCCCAAGUUAAUAAAUCAGUCCAACAGAGAACAACAAAGUUAUCAUACACUGACUGCACCCAAAUAAUACUCGUUACCUGACAGCUCAGAUCUGUUAGGGUCGUUGUUUACCAUGGUUGUUACUAUAAUAGGUGUGAUUUGAUGUCACUGCCCGGGAAAGGACCGCUUUGGACAUAGGGAGUUUGGUUGAGCACCAUCCCACAAAAUGAUGAAGAAUAAAGCACUCUGUCAGAAAACAAACUUUGAGUGACUAUUUGCAAACAUUAUUGUAUUUUACAGGUUCAAACAGACCAGAGGUCCAGCUGUAAACUAGCUUGCUUUCAAUCAUUGUUAAUCCAUGGAAUGGAGCAAAGGUUGACCUUCUCUCAUACAUAGAGUAUGAAAAUGGCUGCAGGUAGCACUUUAACUCCAUGUUCGUCAUUGUGAAAGGUUUCCCUCUCACCCCCUCUAAUGUUUAACACUGGAUCCUUUGUGGAACUUGUAAGGGAAGAGUGCUAACAGGAAUCUCUACUCAUUGUCUGCUUAGAACAUCUGAAUUGGUGGUUUAGGCCCUACUCUCUGGUUUCUAUGAAAAGUCCUAUACCAAGCCUCUUCACUAUAGCAAUACCACUUAGUCAUUUGAUACAGUCAGAGGUAGACUUGGGACCCCAGUGUCCACUGUCAGGCCACUACCAUGGUGGGCAAAGACGCUAUGGUGAGUGGGGACAGGGCUGUGGAGGAAGAGACUGAACUGGACCUGAAGGAGACCUCCCCUGGAGAGCCUGACCCCGAGAUGGCUCUUCCCCCACCUGAGGACCCCUCAGACGGCCAGACCAAGACCGCCCGGACCUGGGAGUUGUCGGUGGUGUUCCUGUGUUUCUAUGGGUUUAUGGUGCAGCUGAAGCCUGGGGAGCCCUUUAUAACACCAAACCUGCUCAGCAUGGAGAAGAACUUCACCAGGGAACAGGUGACCAAUGAGAUCAACCCGAUCCUGUCCUACUCCUACAUGGCGGUGCUGGUGCCAGUCUUCCUCCUGACAGACGUCCUGCGUUACAAGCCCGUCCUGGUCCUCUCCAGCCUCAGCCACGUGGCCAUCUGGCUCCUCCUCCUCCUGGGUUCCUCCCUCUUAGAGAUGCAGUUCAUGGAGUUCUUCUACGGCAUCACCAUGGCAGCACGCGUGGCUUACUCCUCCUAUAUAUUCUCCCUGGUCACCCCAGAGCUCUACCAACGUGUGGCCAGCUACUCGCGCUCUUGCGUCCUCAUGGGGGUGUUUGCCAGCUCGGUGCUGGGCCAGGUGCUGAUAUCCGUGGGCAGGCUCUCCUUCGCCAUGCUCAGUGCUGUCUCCUUGGCCUUGGUGUCCUUCGGCCUGGUGCUCUCCUGCUGCCUGCCCUGGCCCAAGAGGUCCCUGUUCUUCAACAGGGCCCACCACGCUGCCCAGAGGAACCUCCAGGAGCAGGCUGCCGCCCAGUCGGAGCUGGCCAGGAUGAAGCAGGGCGAAAUGGGCCUGGGUUCAGGUGACACACCCUCCCUGGCCCCUCUCAGCUCUGGUUCCUCCUGGAGGGACUCAGUGUUUAUUCAGAUGCUGAAGGAGCUGAGGAACGUGCCGCGGAGGCCCAGCCUGAGACUGUGGAGCCUGUGGUGGGUGUUCAACUCCGCUGGCUACUACCUGGUGCUGUUGUACGUCCAUGUCCUGUGGAACAAGGUGUACCCUGCCACGGAGAACAAACACGUCUACAACGGAGGGGUGGAGGCUGUCUCCACACUACUGGGUGCGAUCACGUCAUUUGCAGCGGGCUUCGUGAAGAUCCGCUGGAACGUGUGGUCUGAGCUGGUGAUCGGCGUCAUCACGGCUCUACAGGCUGGCCUGCUGCUCCUCAUGGGGACCACCAGCAACAUCUGGAUCUGCUAUGUGGCCUACUCCCUCUUCAAGGGUUUCUACCAGUUCCUCGUGCCCAUCGCCAUUUUCCAGAUUGUCUCGUCGCUCACCAAGGAGCUGUGUGCCCUGGUGUUUGGGGUCAACACUUUCCUGGCGACCGUUCUGAAGUCCAUCAUCACCCUCAUCGUCUCUGACAAGAAGGGUCUGGGACUAGACGUACACUCCCAGUUCCUGGUCUACUUCUUCUACUUUGCCUUGCUGACGGUUAUCUACCUGGGCUGUGCUGCCUGGGUCAUCAUUCGCCACUACAGGAACCAAUCGGCAGGAGGUGGAGGGGACACCGACCAGGCCACGCCCACUGAGCUAUGUCCCGUACCAUCAAACCCGUCGGAGACGGAACCUCUGUCCAAUGGCAACAACGUGAAGGCCUGAAAGGGAUAUUCCGGAAUGUUGGCAGUGAAGCCCUUUAUCUACUUCCCCAGAGUCAGAUUAACUCGUGGAGACCAUUUGUAUGUAUCUGCGUGCAAUUUAAAAGGAAUUUGCUACCUAGCGUUAGCCAAAUUGCUAACUACCGUUAGCGUAAUGACUGGAAGUCUUAUCGGAAGCUAGCAUGCAAGUUGUUCAUGUAGACUUCCUGUCAUUGCGCUAGCUAACGCUAGUUGGCAUUGGAUCGCGAAACUACCUCUAACUUCCUUCAUACUGGAUGCAGAGACAUACAAAUGGUAUCCAUGAGUUCAUCUGACUGUGUGGAAGUAGAUAAAGGGUCUCCUUGCCAAAAUCCUCAACUAUCCCUUGAACAUUGUGUCAUCUUUACAUCAACACCUAAACCCCCUACACUGACUUUGAGUGGUCUAAACGGUCUGGGAAUCUCUCGCUACGGUUUCCACACGACUGCACAAGGACAGAUGAGACUUAGAGGUGAGUCGAGACCUCAUGACACUUCGUUGGAUGUGUUGGGGGAGUGUAGUUUACCAGUGUUAGUGAACAGUCACUGUUCUCAGCCCUUAGUGCCUUAUCCGUUAUAUCCAACGUGUAUUCAGUUCACCAAAAGGAUGUUAUUAUGGAAUACAUAUUUUUUACUCAAUGUUUUUAAAGAAUUACAGGCAGGGCCCACCUACAUUACUACAAGAUAAUAAAAAAAGCUCACUCGUUCGAGCCUAAUGGUCUUGUAAGCAGCGGUGGAAAAAGUACCAACUUGUCAUACUUGAUUAAAAGUAAAGAUACCUUCAUAGAAAUGACUCAAGUAAAAGUCUAAAAGUAUUUGGUUUUAAAUAAACUUAAGUAUUAAAAAGUAAGAGUAUAAAUGAUUUCAAAUGACUUAUUAAGCAAACCAGAUGGCACAAUUGCAUUUUUUCUUCAUCAGUAGGGGGACAGGGGGACACUCCAACACUGAGACAUAAUUUGUGUUUAGUGAGUCCGCCAGAUCAGAGGCAGUAGGGAUGACCAGGGUUGUUCUCUUGAUAAGUGUGUGAAUUUGACAAUUUUUCUGUCCUGCUAAGCAUUCAAAAUGUAACGAGUACUUUUGGGUGUCAGGGAAAAUGUAUGGAGUAAAAUGUACAUGAUUUUCUUUAGGAAUGUAGUGACGUAAAAUUUGUCAAAAAUAUAAAUAGUAAAGUACAGAUACUUCUUAAGUAGUACUUAAGUAUUUUUAAGUACUUUACACCACUGCUUGUAAGUAGCAAUACAUGACCUUGUAUGUGGUACAAAUCACAUUGUGGGAGCACCUCUAAGAGAAUGAAUUAGGCUGUUUGGGAAGGUUUGCAUCCUAAGCAACCUGCCUCAACAUUGUUUCGAAGUACAAUAGACCAGCAUAUAGCUACUGUAGUUGGUACAUUUAAGGAAUUUUCUUUUUCGGCUUUAGACCAAUCCCUACUUCUCACUCAAACAGUGUUUUGUUUUUAAUAGUCAGAGUUUGGACCUAGUUGUCAGCCUAAUGUUCUCAGAGAGACUGUUGACAUGUACUAUGUAGUGGCUGCUUUGCUCUUCUCAUCCCAGAAACAUCCCAAAUGGUGUUAUCCACAGGGGAUUAUGUUCAGUUUUCCAAAUACAGGGUAAUCAUAUGUUCCCUGAUAAUGUUGAAGCACGUUUGUUUUCGUAACUCUGACUGAGAAUAUAAUCAUCUCAAGUAGAGGGGACCAAUAGGAAAUGAUCUACAGAAACAGUCUAACUAAUUCUACUGGACUACUUCUUCUACUGAUGGAACAGUAGCCUGUUAUAUUCAGCAAAUGAUUCACUGUUUUUCGAUCAUUAGGAAUUCUCGACAAUUGCUGCAAUUGUAUUUAUUAGCGAAAACCAUAUUUUUGAAUCUGUGUGUCUAUUGUUAGAUGUACAGAAGUCCUCCAGUGAGAGAGGUGUGCCUCACAGGACCAUGAUUACUAUGUGAUCACAUUAGCAUUGCUUUAGAUUAAGUAGGCACGUGACAGGAUGCAUUUUUGGGCUGCUGAAUCUUCCUGAAGAUUUUAUUUGAAGAGUGAAAAUAUUUUCUAAAUGAAGCCCUUUGUGUGUAUGUUCACUACACUCCCAUUGUCUUAGGUUUAAUCAGCGAUUGCUUGUGAACAAAGCAGAUGCCAAUUGUUUUAGGGCCUUCAAACUAACCAUAUCAGUGGACUUAAAUUGUUUAAAUUUCACCUUUUAUUUAACCAGGUAGACCAGUUGGGAACAAGUUAUGCUUGCUGCCAGUGAGUAAUUCAAUGCACCUUGUGUCAGGAAGUGUUUUAGUGACCAUUUUGUGUAUAGUUUUGCUUACGGGAGAGUGGGGUAAGUUAAGCCAUUUUUUACAUUCAGCACUUACGUUCAAACACUUUGUAGUUUAUAUAUAUAUAUUUUUUAACAUUGGCCAGGCCCUGUUACCUCAUAUCCCAGCGAUAAUGCCUUGCAUUAUGCCUGGGAUGAAAACACUUGCCAUUGGUUCAACUUUUACCCCAAGGCAAACAUUUAGAUUAUAUUAGCACACACAUACAAUAAAGCACUUUCAUGCUGAUGUAUAGAAUAAUCUUAAAAUUAUCUACUUUGCUUUAGAUACAAGCAUCAUGAAACCUCUAGAACAGAAAUUAAUUUGACUUGGUGAAAAUCUUAUUUUAUUUUUUAUAUAUAUUUUUUUACUUAACUUUUUCCAAAUGGUUUCUUCCUUCAGACUCCAUGAAAUGAUGACCUCUUCCUAGAUAUUUGUUCAAAUUCUAACAUUUUGUGUAUAGUUUCCUAGAAACAAGAGUGGCUCAAUUUACCUCUUUGGCUCAACCUACCCCACUCUCCCCUAUUUUUGUUUAAAUGUUUUCAUGCAGAUUUGUCUUUUCUCCCCCAGCAGUGCUAAUCAUACGUUCAUUGUCAUCUUUUGUAAUAGGAAGCCCACGUGAAUGUGAAUGUGUAAACUGGAGUAUAGUUGUUAUGAACUACUGCAAAUGAGUUAGAGGAUUUAGCAAUGAGCUGGCAGACAUUUAUUCUGCAUGUUAUUUUCGAAUGAGCUAUUAUAUAUUGUUUUGAUGCAGGGGUUCUCAAAUGUUUUUGCUUUGUGACCCACCAAUUGAGCUGUCUUUUGAGUGGUAAAAACCCCCACACACAGACCAAAGCAUAAAUAUGAUCUUGGCAGUAGACACAAUAUUUAGCUGUUUCAAAGCUAAUCCCCUGCAAUUUCACAUCCUGCCAUGGAGCUGAAAUAAAAAAUGUGCAAUUUUAAAACCAAUUUCCUUCAAUUCUAUGCAUUUUGCCAUGGAGCUGAGAUUUUGUUUGCUUUUAAGCAAAUUUCAUACAAUUCUAUGCAUUUUGACAUGGCUGGUGUUCUUAUGCACAAACAUAACAUCAGUGGGGGCCUGAUUGUCUAGCUUUUAUUUGUUGAUUGUAAAUUCUCAAAGAUUAUAGGAUAUUAUUGAAAAAUGUAUAGGUCCGUUCUCUUUUCUGCAUCCCAUCCCAGUUUGGGAACUACUGUUUUAAUGGAACAAUUUAUUUAUCUGUGUGCGUAAGAGUAAAAUGGUGUUUUCUUAAAUGUUUGUCACUGAGGAAAUAAAAUGCAAAAUGAAGUUGAAAAAUGUAAAUAUCUUUUAGGCCUAUAUGUUUAUUCUUUGGAAUCUGACAACUCGAGGAACUCAUAUCUGGUGUACCCUUUACAUUCUGAAUGUGUUUAUACCAUACUCAAAGUACACCCAUAAAUGCAGAUUAUACCUACCCAUUUUAAAAAAUUGAAGUUGCCUUUAAUUGAAUUGCUGUGCAUAGGAAGUGGUUUGCUGAAUUCCUGUCCCCUUGAGUAAUCUUAUGACCAUCUUACUACAAAACUGAGAAAUCAUGUCAGAAUAUAGACUAUAGUAGUUGAGUGUCUAUUAAUUACAUGUAGGGUGGAUAAAAGAUGUGUGUGAACAAUACAAGCACUUCACUUGAGAACGCUAUGUACAAUGGGUCUGGAACACGAGAUAUGCAACUUGAACUUUGCACUAUUCUCUAAUUGAUUUAAAAGGUCAUAUCUCAAGGUAAGUUUCAGCAUAUAGUGAUGAGGUUGUAGAGUAUACAAUGAUUUUUACAUGGUCAUAUGGCCUCGUAAACAAAUACAAAGGUAUGAGAUUAAUUGCACCUAAUGGUCUAUAUGCCGUGCAGUAUACUAGCCAACGAGUUCAGUAUAGGAUAAGAUUUGUAACGUUAACUGUCAGAAUUGUUCAUGUUUAUUAUUGUCACACUGACUUCAAUCAAUGCUGAAUAUACACUUUGGGUGAAUGACUGUGAACUGUGAUUUUGUUGCUGUAAAAAACAGACUUAUGUCAACAUUUUAUUUUUGAUUUACAAAUAAAUCAGUUUGGAAAAACAAUGUAGCAUUUGUUUGUUUUUUAAUAAACGUUGAUGACAUUGAGAGAGAUGGUACAGUACAUGUCACCUCAGGAAACUCCUCACCAGGGUCAUACACCGGUUCAUUCAGUGAGCUGCAAUGCUUUGGUCUUUGGAUUAAAAGCCUUAUUUAAUUUCUAUCACAGUGCAUAGACAUGAAAAACACUUAAGAGCACUUUUUGAGAAUUUUGAAACGCAAAAGGACAUUGCAAAACAAAAACAUAGUAAUUUGAUUUUUGAUACAAAAUGUCAUGAUUCUUGGCCCAGACUCAUCUCUUCCUCUGUCAAUACAUAGAUCCAUGGAGUCCAUUACUGAAAAGUGUGAAUGUUAAAACUACUUAACAAAAUGUUAAUCGCAAAAUAAAUACUCCAUUUGUUAUCAAAACAUUUGAAAUAUCCUGUUCCCUUUUGAUAUCAAAACAUUUGAAAUAUCCUGUUCCCUUUUGAUGUCCGCUAGCAAAAUAAAAACAUCCAACAUUUAUGACAAUGUUAUAGAUAGUACUUCAAAAACUGGUUAUAUGUACUGAUUACAACAAAAUGUAAAGUGAAUAAACAAUUACAACAUUGGAUAAUAAUCAUUUAAUGUACAAUACUGCAACAAUUAGCUUGUUGGAAUCAUAGAGAACAUAAUUAGUGUCCUGUUUAAUCUGUAGGUGUGGUCUGUGGUGUGGUUUGAUUCUAGGGCAAACUGUUAAAAGGCUAUAGACUUUCUACAGUGCAGGUAUUAUGCUUUUGAGGGUAAGACCACAAAAAAAUAAAUGUGCGUUGCGAUAGUCUGUUAUCUAACCCCCAAUGAACAUGGCUUUCUGAAGUGGACAAUGAAAGGAGAAGUGGAAUGAAUACAAACUCUACUGAAAACCACAGUGUUGAGGUGUUUACAGAACAGUGAUUUAGACGUAUGUGCAUGGGGUCGGGGUGGGCUGUUUGGUCAGCUGCGAUCAGUGUAUAAAGGGGGGUGGAUUGGGGUAUAGGGGGGGGUCCAUCUCUUAGCCUGGUUGUCGCUGUUCUUGAUCAACCCCAUAUUAUGGACAUGUGGUCCUAUUUGGCCAGCUGGACUGAGUGUAUUGGAGAAGGGGAAUGUAGCUGUUAUAUACAAAGCACCAUUGUGUGUGUGUGUGUGUGUACCAGUGGAGGCUCCUCAGAUGAGGAAGGGGAGGACCAUCUUCGGUGAAAUUUCAUAAAAAUGUAAACAUUAGAAACAUUCAAGUUAUACUUUAUGGUAAAACUAUACUAAAUAUAUUCAUAUGUCACCAAAUAACUUAUUAAAAUACACUGUUUUGCAAUGGUCUACAGUAACUUCAAAAGCACUGUCUGGGGUAGCACCAUGGUGUAGCCAGAGGACAGCUAGCUUCCAUCCUCCUCUGACUUCAAUACAAAACCUAGGAGGCUCAUAGGCCUCACCCCCUUCCGUAGACAUACAUGGUAAUUAUGACCACUUCCGGAGGAAGUCCUCCAACAGAUCAAAGCUUUUAUGAUCAGAGAACAAACAUAGUGUGUUGUUUUGGGAUUGUGCCACAGAGCAUUAUGGGGAUUCUAUGUGUUGAGAAACUUGGUGACAUUGUCGGAUAGAGAUUAAGAGUGAACAGUGAUAGUUGAGCAUUUUUGGGGAUUUUAUUUAAACCAAACAUUUUU